This is a messenger RNA of Ambispora gerdemannii, 1221 nucleotides long. Lineage: Eukaryota; Fungi; Glomeromycota; Glomeromycetes; Archaeosporales; Ambisporaceae. The record is from the annotation of a GenBank genome assembly.
AUGGGCCUGCCAAUGUACGUUUCACCUUCCCUGUCUAAACGACAACUACCUCCUAAACAACAACAACAGAAUUCACAAACGAGCUAUUACGACUCUUCAGUUGGCGGUGAUGCCACAAGUCAGAAUUCAAGGACAAGUGCUUUCGAGAUUCCAGAAUGGCAAAUUGGUACCAUUAGAAAUGGAGGUGGUGGUGUGGGAGACAGCAACAGUAGUCAACGGAGUGAACGUAGAAGACGAUCAUUAUCGUAUGAUGUUCAUCAGCACAUUCAACGACUUCACCAAUUACAACAUUUACAUCGUACACGAGAGCAAAUGGCUGCAGCUUCAUCGUCUUCAUCUAAUAUCGCAACUAGGCGUGGUCUUCAAGCGGCUCACUUGAUUAAUCUUCAAAAUGAACAAGGAAUGCAGCAGAGACACAUUUCACUUCCGCCGCUUAGAAGUCCAGUGAGGUUCCGACCUAAUGAUGAGCAUCGUCUUAGACACCGUGAUCAUAAUAAUAACAGUAGUAACAGACAACAGCAGACAAUAUCAUCGAAUACAUCUUCCAAUACUUCAUCAGCAGCUUUAGACGAUGUUAUUCGUAGGGUGAAUAUACUGAGACAAAUGGCUCAACAUCAAGAAAGAUUACUAAGACCGCGAUAUAGAUCUUCUCACAGUUCACACAGAGCAUCAUCAUCAUCAUCAAUAAUAUCACCGUCAUCAGCUACAAUAAUACCCCCUACAACAUUAUCACCGACGACACCAACAUCUUCAGCUGGAACAACCACAACAUCAUCUUCAACAAGUGCGGUUAGGGAUGAAUUACUUCAACAAAUGAGAUUACCACGAAUUUCUAUUGAAAAUCCGACACUUGUCGGUGGUUUUGGCACACUUCCAGCCCCAUCUUCAUUAAAUAAUCAUCGCUCAAAUGAUACUGAUGAUGAAGAAACAUCAUCAUCAACCCAGAGUCAACAUACUCGCAUACUAUCUCCUAUACCAAGGCGAUACAAUCACAAUAAUACCUAUUCGAAUGCACUGGCUGCUGUAUCGAGUAAUGUAGUUGAAUUGGAUGAAGAUGGAUACGAGGUAGACGGAAAUAAUCUUCGAGAUCAAUAUUUGCAUUUUGAAGCUACCAACCCCAUUAUUGCUACUACGACCGCCGACGCUGCAACAAAUACUAAUACGUCUAAUCACGAUGACAUUAUUCUUCAGAGAAGUUCUGCGUCAGGAGAAUGCUGUUAA